AACGUUUUGUUUUAAUAGUUGAACUUAAGAUAUGACGGGACUGCGUUUGUAAGAGAGUUCAUGACUAUUCAUGCAAUGUCACCCGGACGUCUUAGUGACGGUACGUUAAUGGCUGCCUCCAUGGCUGGCUGGUAGAACUUGUAAGGAUACACUAUUAUAAACUGAGCUACCUAUGUAACAGUCAAAAAAACAAAACAUGGACGGAUGGAGCUCUGUCGUUGUUUCGGAAAAUGACCGAGCCAUCUCCGACGGGGAAUGCAUGCUAGGAUACGUAGCCGGAGGUGAGACCCGGGAAGCGGCGGGCGCGGAGCCGCGGAGCUCCGCAGAAAGGAUGGAGGACGUGGGCGCAGAAGCGGCAGCAGCAUCUGUGGGGUUCGGGAUCAGUGGGAUAGGGGAAGGCAAAAUGGUGUUGGGUCGAGUCGGAUCGAGAGACGACAAAGAGCUCAGGUACCUGCACCUUUUGUGGGAGCCGGGGCGAGGUGAGUUCGACCCGGUCGCCGAAUCGAGCAGGCUGGGGAAGAUAGCGGGGAGCAGGGCCAGGAGACACCAGCGAGCCGUGCGGAACCUGGGCCCCCUGGGGAAAGACAUUUACGCUGCUAAAAGACUGAGGGAAGCUGCCAACAGCAACGACAUAGACACGGUGCGAAAGCUCCUGCAGGACGACAUCGACCCUUGUGCUGCAGACGACAAGGGCCGAACGGCUCUUCACUUCUCAUCCUGCAAUGGCAACGACAGCAUCGUGCAGCUGUUGUUGAGUUAUGGUGCCGACCCCAACCAGAGAGACAGCCUGGGAAAUACCCCUCUGCACCUGGCGGCCUGCACCAACCACGUGCCUGUAAUCACCACCCUGCUGAGAUCAGGAGCUCGCGUGGACGCCCUCGACCGCGCAGGCCGGACCCCGCUGCACCUGGCGCGCUCCAAGCUCAACAUUUUGCAGGAAGGAGAAUCGCGCAGCUUGGAGACCCUCCGAGGGGAAGUCACCCAGAUUAUCCAGAUGCUCAGAGAGUACCUGAACCUAAUGGGCCAGAGUGAGGCGAAAGAAAGACUGGAGCACAUUUCAACGCAGCUGCAGCACACACGCACCAGAGAGCAGGUGGACGAAGUGACUGAUUUACUGGCCGGUUUUACAUCGCUUAGUCUACAGAAGCAGAACCUGGAUGCUAGGUAGAAGGUUGACUGCACACAGAGCCGCCAUGCAGCUCCUUUUUCAAUAGGCAGAACCUCAAAUUGUCUGUAUUAGGCCACGAGGCCACAGGUCCAAACGGCGCACUGGGAUUGGCUGUCAGUAUUUAUUGAAGGGACUGCUGCGGACAUCAGCUUUUUAUUUUCCCCAAGACAAAAAAAAAAAGCUUUAACAACAAUGUAUCUUAUAAAGUUUCCUAAAUGGGUUUUGUUAAGUUGCUCACUUGAUACAAAACUACUGAUAUUAUGGGUAAAAUACUCUGACCUUUAAAUUCUAGAAAAAAAGUAUUGAUAAGAAUCAGAGAUACACACGUCAGAUUUCUUUCAAAGCUCUGACCUACCAUUACAAUAUGUAUUACUGUCUAGUACUAUAUUUAUUACGAGGUUUGAAUAAAUUAAAACUAUAUCUGUACGCAUAAAAUGUUUAUUGUAAAGUAAAGAAACACUCUGAAUACAGCCAAAUUCUUCUGCAUAUGUGAUAACUCACUUAUUUUUAAGCACACUUCAAAAUGUAUGUCGAAGUUUGCCAUGAAAGAUAUAACUGUUUCCCGCAAGGAAUCUGCAUUCGGUAUAAAUAGCAACUGUGUCCAACGUAGUGUUUGAAUGAGGAAAAAAAACUUUCAUUGAAUGCCAGAUAUGUCAAAUUAUUAAAUUAUUCAUACAUUUACUGUAACUAUGUACAGGACUCAAGAAGUCAGUCAUUACGCAGUUCUGUUGGAACCAGACCAACAUCGCAUCGGGUCUGUGUGUGAGAGAGACGGAGAGAGCAGUGGUGUCACGCAGCUCUGCAGUAGAACAGGAAGCCAUUAUUGUUUAAAAAAAGACGACGUUUUCACAUCCUGCGCCAGUAGUUAGUGCGGUUAGCAUUUCUAACAUGAUCAAUCUCUGUAUGUAUUUCUUGGAUGAUGCUCGCUGUAAUCUUAAGUCAGAUUUUCUGAAGACAACUAACAUUUCUAAAUUUCAGCGCUGGACAAUUCAAAAGAACAACUCUGAAUCUUCUCUCAAUAACGGCUACUACACCGAAGAGGGUCGAUAGCAUGACCUGUUGGCAUGGUCGGCUAAUUGAUCGGAAAAAAGGUUAGAUUUUAAGUUUGGUCGUAAUGCUUGGCUGGAGACGUCUUGUCAGUUCUGGUCACCAGUUUUUGGUGCAUCUUUGAGAAAAUGUUCAUCUUUCAAACAACGGGCAAAAAACCUCUAAAGUCUGGUGGAACUAUGACUUUACUGUGUGGACUGAUUUACAUGUUCUCUUUUUGCCUAACUCAUUAAUAAUUACAGUAAUUACAGUGGUUUGACAGUUCAACUGGUGUAACUUUAAUUUUCUUGUCAAAGUGUCUUUGUUUUAUUGCCUUAUUUCUUUUUUUUAACUCUACAUAAUGACUCUGUGAACCGUGUUGUAAAGAAUAUUUGAAAUUCAGUAUGAACCAAUAAAUCUGUACGUUGGCUAUGA
Xiphophorus maculatus (southern platyfish) is the source of this 2629-nucleotide messenger RNA. RefSeq names its product ankyrin repeat domain 54 (gene ankrd54). Gene Ontology annotation, molecular function: protein binding. The transcript is spliced from 8 exons. Lineage: Eukaryota; Metazoa; Chordata; Actinopteri; Cyprinodontiformes; Poeciliidae. Bases 197 to 1168 code for a protein of 323 amino acids. The record is from RefSeq and is a predicted model, not a curated record.